ACGAGUUUUCUCUGACAGACACGUAACGGGUAAUCCAUAUCCGUGCCCGAUCCAUUCCUAUUCUCCCUCAAAAUUGUAGAUCCUUGUAAUAUUCCGAAGAAGCUAAAAAAGGGUUCUCUCACCAACAACCCUCAGUUGCCGCUCCCUUUCUCUCACAGUUGCGUACCAUCACCACCAGUCGCCAUCGCCUCCGCACUCCGCACCGCCGUCGCCGACGUCGUACGCACUUCGCACCAACCUCGGCCUCCUUCUUUCUCUCAUCCUGCUAAAAAUUUUCACGCUGGUCUCUCGUGGAAGUGUAAGCAAGCAUCCCAAAACCCCAGCCGCUUGCUUUCUUCGUUCGUUUCUUACAUCAGGUACAUUAAUUAAGAUAAUACUACUUCUGAAGUGCUGCUGAGGUUAUGGAACGUCAGGGUCAUGAUUAUGCAGCUGCAUCUGCUAUGGCAUAUGCUCAGCAACAGCGACAAGCUGCUAAUAUGCAACAACAGCAGCAGUUUGGAUUUCAUCCCCAGCAUCAGCAAUUUCCUUCAUCAAUGCACGGUCCUCCUUUUAUACCCUCAGGUCCUGGUCCUGGUCCUGGUCCUGCACCCCCCCCUAUGCAACAGUUCCCUUAUCAUCCUGCCCUACAGCAGCAGCAACAGCAACAGCAACAGCCACUUCCACAAUUACACCCUCAUGCCCCUCCCCCGCCUCAUCUUCUUCUUCAGCAGCAGCAGCACCAAGGACCGCCCACGUUCCCUUCACAUUAUCCUCCUCCGCUUGUUCCAUCACCAUUUUAUGAUUCUGCUCCUGCUCCACCCCCGGUUGCUCCCCCUUCUGAUCCUGAGCUCCACAAGAGAAUUGACAAGCUUGUUGAGUAUGCAGUGAAAAAUGGCCCUGACUUUGAAGCUAUGAUAUGUGAAAAGCAACGGGAUAAUCCUUCCUAUAGUUUCCUCUUUGGUGGGGAAGGCCAUGGUUACUACCGUUAUAAGCUUUGGUUAUCAACUCGUCCCCCGGGUGGUCCAUUCAACCCGUCUUUUCCAUCAUCUUCCAUGCCCAUGAUGCAUCCUCCAAAUCCAAUGAUGAAUCUGUCUCCUCUAAAUGCUUCUCCAAUGAACCCUGCAGGAAUUGGUUCUUCACCUUCGAUGCUAGGUCCACCUCAUUUCCAACAGUUCUAUGAUCAACAACACCACCAUCAACAUCCUCAGUCUUUUGGACUUCCUGGUCGGCCUGAGUAUGAUCCGUCAUCCAAGUCUUUCAAAGGGGUCUUUGGGCCACUUCCAUCUGAUGUUGCAAUGGAGCUCAGUAAUGUCCUUAACAAUCUGAAUGGUACAAAAGAAUCCAUCAAAGGUGCAAAACUUUGGUUCAUGCAGAGAUCUCCAUUUGCACCAGCCCUAGCAGAGGCUCUUAGAGAUAGGGUCUUUGCAUUGGAUGAAGUUGAGAGACAAUUACACAUAAUAUACCUUGCCAAUGACAUACUUUUUGACAGCUUAAAUCGGAGGACAAGCAGUAAUGACCUUGACAAUGAAGCUCUUGCCUUUAAACCUGUUUUAGGCUCCAUGCUUGCAAGAAUUUAUCAUAAUCCACAAAGCAAUGAGGAAUACAGGAAAAGAAUGCAGCAAAUGGUGGAGUUCUGGUCUUCUAAGAAGGUAUACGAUCAAGAGACUAUAUCUUUACUGAAAGGUGAGAUGAUUGGUGGGCCACAAUCAACUUCUUUUCCUGGGGCUUCAAAGGAUUUAUCUUCUGCUUCAGCAGAGUCAGGUUCAGGAAUACUGCAGACACCUAAUCAUGUUGCCCAGCAGUGGCAAACUGAUAGGUUAGGUGCUGGUUCAAGUGCCUUGGAUCAAGAUCGUCUUGAUAAAUUGGCAGCUUCAGCACAGUCACUAUCAGUACCCCUAGCAGCUCAGCAGUUUCUUCCAAGUUCUGCUCCUCCCGGUGCCUUUCCUGGGUCAAUGGCUAUACCAUCUUCUGUUCAAUCAGCUAACCAAGCACCUGGUGCUCAUUUAUUGCCCCCUCCAUCAUCCAACACCAGUGAACAAUUGCCACCAUAUCCAUUAUUCCCACCUGGCCUCAUUCCGGGAAUGGUUAAAAAGAUGCAGAUUGGUAGCGGGGUCCCAUAUUCUCCUUUGAGCCCUUUGGAUAUCCCAACUAUAAUACCACCAUCGACUGUACCACCAUCAGAAAUUCUUCAAAGAGUGUCAAAUUUUUUUAAAGAAAUUGGAGAGGUAAAUCCUUCUGAGGGCCCUAUGAAUUCAGAUUCAAGAGAUGAUGAUGAAUAUGAUAGAGAAUAUGAGAGGGAGCCUCCAGUACGAAAGGGAGGUGCUUGCAUACCUCCACCCCCAACCUUGCAGGUUGAUCCAGAGACGGGAACCUAUGCUGAUGGGACUGUAGAAAGGAAACCAGGAUCCAGUGGCUCAGGCAGGUUGGGGCUUGGGGCCACAGCCAAUCCCAAUGAGGUGAGUCAGUAUGAUGAUGUAUAUACAUCUUACAGGAAGCAGAGAAGCACCAAUUACCAUUCAUCAAUGAGUGCUAGAGCCGCCACAAGAUGAAAGCAUCUAAUUACCUUUUCAUCCAAUAUUUUGGAUUCCAGGAUCUUAGACUAGCUCAGUUAGCUUUGUCUUUAUUAAUGUUUCUUUGAAUGACUGUAGUUGAGCUGAUACUUUUGUUUGUUAUUUGCCUAUGGUCCAAUGUGCUUUUUCAGCUGAAAUCAUGGAUUUGAUGUAUCAUUCCUUGACCAAAACUGAAUAUUCCAUAAACUUUAAGUCACACAUGGUAAUGGGAUAAAAAAUGAAUGAUAAUCCUAUUUUCCUCUAUAUUCCCUUAGCUGAAGUUUGAUUUUGGUAUAUGGUUUAAUGGAGUCUUUAUUCCUUGUAACUCUCUAUCCUUUAUUCAUUUUAGCCUUUUUUUUAAUGGAUUUUGUUUAAUUGUAUGAUUCA
Glycine soja is the source of this 2915-nucleotide messenger RNA. RefSeq names its product calcium homeostasis endoplasmic reticulum protein-like. The coding region runs from base 402 to 2528 and encodes 708 amino acids. Gene Ontology annotation, molecular function: RNA binding. NCBI's taxonomy places the organism in Eukaryota, Viridiplantae, Streptophyta, Magnoliopsida, Fabales, Fabaceae. Gene Ontology annotation, cellular component: perinuclear region of cytoplasm. The transcript has 4 exons. The record is from RefSeq and is a predicted model, not a curated record. Gene Ontology annotation, biological process: intracellular calcium ion homeostasis; RNA processing.